AUCAUUCGAAUUUUGUAACCAAAAAGAUAUUAUAAUUUGAAAAGGGAAAGAAAAACUUCAUUUGUAAGUGUUAUUCAGGAGAAACGUGAAGCAAUCAUCCACCAAAUCCGGUUUUUCACAUAUUUUUCCCAAAGAAAAACAGAGCUACCACUUUUCACUUUCCCUUCUUUUCAUAUGAAUUUGGCCCACAAAAGAUGUCAAAGCAAGCAAUGAUUCCAUACAAUUUCCCUGAUGAAAUCUUAAUGGAAAUCUUCCAUAAACUGCCCAUCAAGUCCCUGGGGGAGUGCAUGUGUGUUUCUAAAGCCUGGAACUUUCUCAUCAAAAGCCCUUCUUUUGUUUCCGCCCAUGUCAACAUCCUGUCAACAAACAACACAAACGACAACAACAACAAGAAGCUUUUCCUUGUCAUGACUAGCUUCCAUGGAAGAGAAACCAAAUUGGAAUACUCUUUGCACUUUGAUGACCAAUACUUCAGUAAGUACACUCAGUUACAAGACAUCCCAUUUGAUACCCAUCAUUAUAUAGUUGGUUCCUGCAAUGGGUUAGUUUGUUUAGUGGACUUUCAGUUUAGUUUUCAUAGCAAAUUCAUUUUAUGCAAUCCAACUAUAAGAAAGUAUAUUAGACUGCCAAAACCAUGUUUUCGGAAUUUGCCAUAUAAAGUUUCUAUUGGGUUUGGAUUUGAUUCAAUAAGGAAUGAUUAUAAGCUUUUGAAAAUUAGCAAAAAAGAUGUGCUGGAGGAGAAUGUUGAGGUUGAGCUUUACUCCCUCAAAAGAAAUUCUUGGGAAAUAUUAGCUCCGCCUAAAUAUGAUCUUUAUUCAGAUGAUUUCAUGGUUUUUGUCAAUGGAGUUGUUCAUUGGAUUGCUUGUGAGAGAGUGAAUAAUCAUGGGCGUAGUAGGUUUAAGUUUUUGCUUUUGGGGUUUGAUUUGGGCUAUGAGGUUUUUAAAGAAGUUAUGCUGCCUGAUAGUUUGAGUAAUUUACAUGAACGGUCAGAGAUGUAUGUCAUGCCAUAUGGUGAAUUGUCAUCAAUUGCAGUGAUUGAAUUGGCGUUAUAUGAGAAGUGCAAUAUAUGGGUGAUGAAAGAGUAUGGCAUGGUAGAGACAUGGACUAACAUGUUCAGUUUUAGAAUAAUAGGAAAUGGACCGAUGCCAAGAAUUUUAGGGUUUAAGAAAAAUGGGGACUUGAUCUUGAUGGGUUAUAACGAUCUGCAGGUGGUUUCAAAUGAACUGCAGGUGGUUUCAACUGAACCGGAGAGCGGUGAAAUAAAUGGUUUUGGAAUUUGGGGAAUGUAUGCUUGUGUUUUUAGUUACAUGGAGAGCCUAGUAUUACUCGACCAUGUAAUAGAUGCUAGAGGUGAGAAUGAUGCAAAUAAUGCAAGUAAUUCAAUUGAGGGAGCAGCUGGUGAUUUGUCUGAUGCUGAAGAUGAAGCAACUGGUGAUUCAAGUGAUGGUGAAGAUUUUAUAAGCUAUGCAUAAGUAUGGGAGAAAGAUGACAGCCUAAAAAAGGAGUCAUUUCCCUCCAUCAGCCCAUUCCUGUUCUUAUAUGGUGAAUGGAUGCAUUGGAAUUCCAUUGGCAAGGCUUGUUUACCAGGGGUAAGGGCUCCAAACUACAUUCU
Durio zibethinus is the source of this 1612-nucleotide messenger RNA. Its product is annotated as F-box/kelch-repeat protein At3g23880-like. Gene Ontology annotation, molecular function: protein binding. The record is from RefSeq and is a predicted model, not a curated record. Lineage: Eukaryota; Viridiplantae; Streptophyta; Magnoliopsida; Malvales; Malvaceae.